Molecule: messenger RNA, 876 nt
Organism: Colletotrichum abscissum
Lineage: Eukaryota; Fungi; Ascomycota; Sordariomycetes; Glomerellales; Glomerellaceae
Exons: 2
Coding region: 1-876 (291 amino acids)
Biological process (GO): proteolysis
Molecular function (GO): metalloendopeptidase activity; ATP binding; ATP-dependent peptidase activity
Source: RefSeq, a predicted model, not a curated record
AUGGCCCCCGUCCCUCCAACAACGGCCAGGCAGAGCCUCGCUCGCGCCGGUGCCAUCGCAAACCAAGUCUGGAAGAGAGCCGCCGUCGUUGUCCUCCCCGAAGUCGCCCGCGCAACAACCAAGCACGCCCUCGCCCGCCGUGAUCUCACCGUCAACCACACUCAGGCCGUUACCCUGGGCGUCAUCGGCGCCUACGCCGUCAUCAUCGCCAUCCUCUGGAACGUCCCCUUCUUGCGCCAGGUCCUCUGGCCCUUCAAGAUGCUCGUCAUCGCCUUUCACGAAUUCGGUCACGCCAUCACCGCUUGCUGUACCGGCGGCAAGGUCCUCUCCAUCACCCUCGACCCCAACGAGGGCGGCGCCACGCUCAUGAAGGGCGGCAAGCAGGCCAUCACCCUCCCCGCGGGCUAUCUCGGUUCAUCGCUCAUCGGCGGGCUGCUCAUCUUUUGCGGCUUCAACAUCAACGCGUCCAAAGUUGCCUCCAUGGUUCUUGGCGUAUGCUUCUUGUUGACUCUUUGGUGGGGAAAGCGGGACUGGCUUACGGUUCUCACGGUUCUUCUCGCUGUCGGUCUGCUGGUCGCGGCUUGGUUCAUCUCUCACGCUCAAGCUCUCAGAUUCGUCGUGCUCUUCAUUGGAGUCAUGAGUUCACUCUACUCCGUAUGGGAUAUCUGCGACGAUCUCAUCAUGCGCAAGGUCAACAGCUCCGAUGCAAGCGUCUUUGCUCAACGCUACGGCGGAUCUUCUCGCUGCUGGGGUCUCAUCUGGUCAUUCAUUAGCGUCGCAUUCAUGGCCGUCGCCAUUGUCGCAGGUCUUGCCGCUUUCCCUCAAUCCUUUUCCGAGCAGGAGAGUGACUCCAAGAACUUCUUGCCCACGAGAUGA